AUGAGCAAAGGUUCCCCCCUGCACCUCCUGAUGAGCGUGUGGCUGCCCCUGCUGAGCCUGGAGAGCUGCCAGGGCUCACCCUGCACCUCCUCACCGACAACGGUCUGCACCAGCUAUGGCGCUGCAGCCGCCUGCAAAGGGGACAGCGGUGGCCCUUUCACCAUGUCCUACAACACCUGGUUCCUCUUGGGGAUUGUAAGCUGGGGUGAGGGCUGUGCUGAAGAAGGAAAAUAUAGUAUCUUUACAAGAGUAUCCAAUUACAUCCCGUGGAUCAAAGAGAUUGUGGAAAGCAUAGCAGAUUUGGAAAACUUUACCAUUAACUUUUCUUAA
Molecule: messenger RNA, 330 nt
Organism: Chaetura pelagica (chimney swift)
Lineage: Eukaryota; Metazoa; Chordata; Aves; Apodiformes; Apodidae
Product: venom prothrombin activator vestarin-D2-like
Exons: 1
Coding region: 1-330 (109 amino acids)
Biological process (GO): proteolysis
Molecular function (GO): serine-type endopeptidase activity
Source: RefSeq, a predicted model, not a curated record